This is a messenger RNA of Physella acuta, 3156 nucleotides long. Its product is annotated as F-box/WD repeat-containing protein 8-like. The record is from RefSeq and is a predicted model, not a curated record. NCBI's taxonomy places the organism in Eukaryota, Metazoa, Mollusca, Gastropoda, Physidae. Gene Ontology annotation, molecular function: protein binding.
AAAAGUCAAAUUAAAAGCCUUGCUGCCAGACUAGCUGCUAACUGCUAGGGCUACCACGGCUAGACAAAACAUGAAAUAAUUAAAACAGUAGUUACUACUGAGUAGGAGGCCCUGACAACUAACAGUUGUUACACCUAACAGUUAACUUGAGUUUAACACUCAUAAUACUGCGCCUUAUUGUUUUACCCAAAAGUUACCAGCAGACUAAAAUACAGUGCAUACCAAAAAAAAAAGCCCCUAAAACAGCUAGGGCCUAAUUUUGAAAAAUGUCUAAGCCUGGUAGUGACUAUGACUUAGAAAAAUUUCGCCAAGAGUGGAAAAAAGAGUUACAGCAUUGUUCUAGUGCUAAUAGUAGUAAUACUAACAAUAGCAAUAAUAUAACAGAGUAUUCAAAGGUUCAUGUAGAUCUAGAUCUAGUUUGUAGCAGCAGUGUCCAAGAAAAUAUCGGUUCGAAAUCACACCCGUCAAACACAACAACAGAUACAAUCAAAUUAAGUGGGCCCAAUCAAAAUGACAAUGUCCAACAUAACUUGGGCACCAGUGAGCUAAGCCAUUUUGUGAAUGACUAUUUGCCUGCAGUCAGAAAAGAGUAUGCACACUUCGAUGACGAUAAUAGUCAAGACGUGGAUGACACUAAAGCAGUUAAAGCACUAGCCAAUGUUACAGACGAAGCUGGAGAAUAUUAUCCUUUUAAAAUCCUGACAAAGUUUUUAAAUGAAGCCCCAAAGAGGUUGAAAGUCAGAGAUAAAAAAUCUGACAUUAAAUCGGCAGGACUCUCAUACUCUAAACGAAAAUAUUUUGUACAUGACUUGCAACAUAAAAAUGAUAAUAAAAAAUUGAAAGUGGACAAUGCACAAGAAUUAAAGCCACAAAAUGAUGAUAAAAAAGCAGAGAAGAAGUUUCUGGAUCUGUUUAUUGCGGAUCUGGAUGAAAUAACUGAAAUCCCCUUUUUCGACAUCAAUCUUCCAAGGGAGCUAGCUCUUCAAAUAUUCCAACACUUAGACUUGAAGUCAUUAUGCAGUUGUUCUCAGGUUAGUCGAAGUUGGCGUAGCUUAGCAGAGGAUGAACUUCUUUGGUGUCGGAUAUGUCAUAAUUUGGGAUUUGAUACAGAACUUCAAAUUGUUGAUGGAGAAAACUGGAAAGGAAAAGCUCGGUGGCACACAGAGCAAAAGAGAAUACAGAAAGCUAAUUGGAAGGCAAGAAUCGGCAAACCCUAUCAUUUAAGUUUUCCCAGAGGCGGUGUUCUCUGUGCGGUACAUUCACACAGCUCAAUCAUUGUUGCUGGCUACACAAGCUGUAAUGUGAGGUCAUGGAACAUAGAAACUGGAGAUGAGUGUACUUUAAAUGCCAGCAACACUGCUUUAGUCCUUGAUGAAAAUGCUGAGGAACUUGGUAGAAUUCACAAUGAAAUCAAGCAUGUAUCCACAACAAAACUAAUCACAGCUGCUUCAUUUAAACAUGGUUUUGUGGAUAUCUGGAGCAAUGAUGCAGGCACAGAGCCAGUCCACACUUGUAGGUUCAACAACCCAGACAUAACCAGCCUGUCCACCCACGAUCUCAGUCACAAAUGUUCUGUGGUAGCUGCCUCCCAAGCCACUCGGGUGCAGGUUGCAUGUAUGCAAGGGUUACACGCAGAAAACAUUCAGGACUUUGACAUGAGUACACCAAUAUCCCAAGUGGACUGGUAUAAGGACAGUUGCCAGGACAAUUGUGCCCUGCUUGUCAUAACGUGCCACAGCUCUGUGCAUUUAAAAAAGAUUGCCAUGGACUCAAAUUUAGCUAAAACUUCACCUGAACAGAACAGUUUCACAGAAAUUCACAAUAUAAUUUGGGCUCCAGUCUCCUCUAUUGGACUACGAGAGAGCUUGUCUGAGUUGGCUGUUGGAUUUAAUGUGCACACCCCAUCAACACAAGUCAAGGUGAACAUUUAUGACACAAAUACAAGCCAUUUAAAAUCUACAUUAACUGGCCACACUUGGUUUAUUUCCUGCAUCCAUAUGCCAGAUUGUCUGCCUCAUGAACUGGUCACGGGAAGUGGAGAUAGAAAAAUUAGGUUGUAUGACACUAGAGUUGGCUCCUAUGCGGCCCAAACCUUGGUGGGCCACAUAGCUAGAGUGAAAACUGUCCAGAUGGAUGACUGGAAGGUUGUUUCUGCUGACGAGGCAGGUUUUGUCAACGUUUGGGACCAGAGAAUGUGCAGAAAGCUCUGGGAUAUUCACAACAGACAUCCUGUGGAAUAUUGCCAUUUUGAUGAUCGACUUCUCAUUAUUGGAAAUGUUCCAUAUCUGAAAUUCCCUCAGCAAGAUGAAUUUGAAACUGUGUCUUCUCUAAGGUACCGCGGUACUGUACAAGUGUAUGACUUCCUGGCCAAUCAACAGACUCAGGGAAUACCAGACAUUUGUUUGUCCACAUACACAGAACCAGAGGCUUAUGACUACAACAUAGGACUUGCUGUUCCAUACGACACUGUCAACUGAACUGUACCCUUUUUAUUAUAAUGAAUGGGGUUUGGAUUUGGUAGUGAGAAAAUAAAUGAACUAAACUAAAAGUAUAGCCUUUCUAAAAUGGAGUAUGAAUUUGACGUUAAUUUGAAUAAUUUAUUUGAACCUAUGGUCGAUGUGAACUCUGCAUAUGAAGGGAAUAGUAUGGUCAGCCACCUAAAGUGAGUCAGGUACCCAUUAGAGCUGGGUGGAUUCAGGGGUCUCAAGAUUUUCAGGUUAGCAGUUGAAUGUUCUACUAUUUGACCUAAUACCUUUAAAUAUGUGAUAUACCAGAAAUAAAGAAAAAUAUUUUGUUGUUCAAUAGUUAUCGCUAAAUGAUUUAUAUACCUAGAUCAAUUUAACAAUUGUGAUAAGCUACAAUGGGUAAAAAGGGAUGUGUUAAUUUUUUAGGGAGCUGGACAAGCUAAUUUCUAGUCUUUGCCUGAACCUAAAUUGAGUGUAUUAAAACAAUACCAUUUCGCUGCUGAGGCCCAAAAAGUAAUUAGUCUGGCAAAAUUCUUCAACAGCACCAUUUAAUUUAAUCUUGUUUUAUUUUACUGUUUUAGUGUUGAUAAUUGCAAGGAUUUUUAUACAAGUUGUAGUAAACAUUAUAAAUGUAGAACUAUGUAUUUUCACUUAUUUUUCUUCCAAAUAAAUUGAAUAUAUCAGCUGUGUA